AUGUCGUCGAUUGAAACAUUAGCUACUAAAUUAGAAUCGGAUACUGAACGUCUUGUACUUCGACCACAACGACCACCACCACCGCCACCUAUACAAUCUGAACCUUCUAUUCCCAAUGAACUUAAGAGAAUAUCUUUUCAACUUGAGACUACAUCUUCAUUUAUGGAAAUACCCAGUGAAUCUAACAAAGAUGUAAAAGAUAAUCAUUCAUCAUUUCUAUUCGAAUUCCAAGAUCUAUUCGAUUCAUUUGAUUAUGAAACAAUUCGUAAUAAGAUUUUAAGUCGACAAAUGAUAACAUGUCCAUUUACUACUGUUUUAUGGCGUAUUUUUUUACAUUGUUUACCACGUGAUUCAAGUCAAUGGAAUCAAAUAAUUGAUGCAUCACGUGAUAAUUAUAAUGAACUUGUUGAUAAACAUCUUCUUGAUUUAAAAAAAAUACGAGAAAAUAAUAGUAAUGUAAAAGAUGUCAAUCAUCCACUUUCUCAAGAGGAAAAUAGCCUUUGGAAUCAAUAUUAUGUUUAUGAAGAACUCAAAGAAAAUAUUUAUCAAGAUGUUAUACGAACUUGUCAAGAAAUAUCAUUUUUUCGACAAAAAUACAUUCUUGAUCUUUUAUUACAUGUUUUAUAUAUUCAUAGUCGACAUUAUGGAGAAUCAUUACCUUAUCGACAAGGUAUGCAUGAAAUUCUCGCUGUUAUUGUUUAUUUAAUUCAUUCAGAAAGUAUAACAGUAAAUGAAUAUUCUGAAUCAAAUGAAUUAAUGAAAAAACUUUAUGAUCCAAAAUAUCUUGCUCAUGAUUCUUUUGCAAUUUAUGAAAAAAUUAUGGAACAUCUUCAACCAUUUUAUGAUUUUAAAUCAAGCAAUUCAGUUAUACGUAAAAAUAUUAAUAUGAAUGUUAAUAAAUCUAUACCAUUUCGACGAGCACAAGAUAUACAAGUUCAAAUGAAUGAUACUGUCAUGCGAGUGAACUCGAUUUUUGAACGUUUAAAAAACUAUGAUCUGUCACUCUAUGAUAAACUUCAAAAUUUAAGCAUUGAACCAACAAUCUAUGGCAUACGUUGGCUUCGGCUUUUAUUUGGACGUGAAAUUCCCUUUGGUUCUAUUCCAAGUAAUACAGUACUGGUCAAGAAUAUAAGACCAAUGUAUUUUUCAUUUUUUUUUUCUACAAUAUCAAGCAAUUAACUCAAAUUAAAAUAUUCGUUUGAAUAGUCAAUGUAGUUCUCUAUCAAAUGUGUUUCUAAUUGAAGUUUCAUAGACGAACUAUGAAGGACAGGCUUCUGAAAAAGUAAACAUGAUAGUUUUCAGAUUCCAGAAGACUGUCAAAAUUAGUUUUUGAGCAUCCCAUCUCAAAAAACACAAAACUCUGAAAAAAAAAUGAGAGGUUGCUGUAUUUCUUAUGGCACUCUCUUAAAAAGUUUUCUUUUAUCAUUUUUUGUAAUGCUUAUAACUUUUUAAUAGAAGGUUGUAGGAAAUUCAGUAACAUCUCAUCUUAUUCAAG
Molecule: messenger RNA, 1495 nt
Organism: Rotaria sordida
Lineage: Eukaryota; Metazoa; Rotifera; Eurotatoria; Philodinida; Philodinidae
Source: the annotation of a GenBank genome assembly